AUGUCGGGCUUCCACCCUUUCAAGGGCCGCGUGAGCAGGCACUUUGGCGAGAAUCUCGCGCCCGACGAUGCGUACCUAAGCUACUAUGACAUCCGCCUGACCAAGGAGGACAUCGAUUGCAUAAAGUGCGACUGGUUGACCGACAAUGCAAUUGCGUUCUGGGAAGAGUGGCUCGAACACGAACAUCUCUCUGCUUACCCCAAGGCCAAUAUCAGCCUGCUUCGCCCGUCCAUGUCCUUCAUGAUGAUCCAAACACCCGAUCCGCUCACCCUGAAGGAGGCUCUGCCCAAUUUCUCGAGGACGACGCAUAUCUUUCUGCCAAUAAACGAUUGCCGUAAUGUCAUGGAGGCCGAAGGAGGCUCGCACUGGAGCCUUCUGCUAGUCAGCGUCGUCGAUGGCGUCGCCUUCCACUACGACUCGCUCUGCGAGAGCAACGACCACGAAGCCCGGGUUGCCACGCAGAAGAUGGCCACGUUGCUCGGCCGCAGCCUGCGCUUCAUCAGCAUGGACGAUUGCCCGCAGCAAGAGAACGGGUCUGACUGCGGCGUCUUCGUGUGCUUGCUCAUGCGCUACCUUCUGUUGAACAGGCUGCUCCGAGCCGAUUCCAAGGAGAAAGUCAGCAUGAGCAUGGCCGGCAAAAACGUCGAGGCCAGCUCAGGCCGCAAGGAGAUGCUGAAGAUCAUCGAUGGCUUUAGAAAGGAGGGAAGGCGGAGAUCUCGAAGCAAGAGCCCGUUCAGUGACCACUCGAAGAGCCCUCCCCGGAUCGGCGACGAGUAA
Molecule: messenger RNA, 777 nt
Organism: Lasiodiplodia theobromae
Lineage: Eukaryota; Fungi; Ascomycota; Dothideomycetes; Botryosphaeriales; Botryosphaeriaceae
Product: Ulp1 protease family protein
Exons: 6
Coding region: 1-777 (258 amino acids)
Biological process (GO): proteolysis
Molecular function (GO): deNEDDylase activity; cysteine-type peptidase activity
Source: RefSeq, a predicted model, not a curated record